AUGGGUGAGGUAGAGGAUGUUGAAGAAGAAGAUGAAACACAAGGCAUGGCUGAAGCUGAAGCAACACAACCAGGGAAUACAGAAUCCCAGCAAGAUGAAGCUUCACCGUCAAAGAAGCUUCAGCCGCCGCCAUCGAUUGUCACUGGGGAACAACCGCCGUGCCUCUGGUCGCCGAAAUCACGGACUGGAGAGAAGGGGGCUGCCUCUCCUAUUGCUGCUGUUUCGUUCUUUUAUCAUCUAUACUGCAGCUGUAUCAGCAAAAAACUGGAAAUGGAUUUUGGCAGAGGAUCUCAGCUGACUCCUGUUUUACAUCUUGGAGCUGGAGCAUGUGCUGGAAUAAUUGCCAUGUCCGCAACUUAUCCAAUGGAUAUGGUUCGAGGCAAGAUAACUGUACAGACAGAGAAGUCUCCUUACCAGUACAGAGGGAUGUUCCAUGCUUUGACAACUGUGCUUAGGGAAGAAGGCCCACGUGCUUUAUAUAAGGGUUGGCUUCCUUCAGUCAUUGGAGUUGUGAAUAAUCUUUUCAUUUUUACUUAUUUACAAAGUUCCAUUGUAGGUCUAAACUUUGCUAUUUAUGAGUCUUUGAAAGAUUGGUUAGUUAAAUCCAAUCCAUUUGGUCUAGUGCAAGAUUCUGAGUUGAGUGUGACAACUCGCCUGGCAUGUGGUGUUGCACCUGAAACUAUUGGGCAAACUGUUGCUUAUCCCCUUUGA
Molecule: messenger RNA, 711 nt
Organism: Arachis ipaensis
Lineage: Eukaryota; Viridiplantae; Streptophyta; Magnoliopsida; Fabales; Fabaceae
Source: RefSeq, a predicted model, not a curated record